This is a messenger RNA of Pelobates fuscus (common spadefoot toad), 1736 nucleotides long. RefSeq names its product tryptophanyl-tRNA synthetase 1 (gene WARS1). The coding region runs from base 145 to 1557 and encodes 470 amino acids. NCBI's taxonomy places the organism in Eukaryota, Metazoa, Chordata, Amphibia, Anura, Pelobatidae. The record is from RefSeq and is a predicted model, not a curated record. Gene Ontology annotation, biological process: tryptophanyl-tRNA aminoacylation. Gene Ontology annotation, cellular component: cytoplasm. Gene Ontology annotation, molecular function: tryptophan-tRNA ligase activity; ATP binding. The transcript has 11 exons.
CUGACAGCUGCACGGUUUCAAGGCAUUGCAGCAUCCAGGGACUGGCUGCGUGGAACGCAUGGGAUUGUAGAUAAAUAUUUAACAAGUACAGAACCUUUUUUGAGCUUCGCAAGAAAACUUUGCAUCAUUGUGCUCAGAUAAGAAAUGGCUGAUAAUGAAUCCGGUCCUCUCACUCCUCUGGAGUUGUAUGACAGAUUGACAGCCCAAGGGGACAGAGUACGAACAUUGAAGACUGAAAAGGCAUCGAAGAGUGAUAUUGAUGAAGCCGUAAAGCAGUUGCUGGCUCUGAAAGUGGACUACAAGACUUCAACUGGGCAAGAUUAUAAGGCUGGCUCGCCUCCGACAGAUGCCACUCCUGUCAUUCAAAACGGCCCUCCAGAUGACGAAGACGAUUUUGUUGAUCCAUGGACAGUUCAAACGGGCAGUGCAAAAGGAGUGGACUAUGACAAGCUAAUAGUUCGAUUUGGAAGCAGCAAAAUUGACAAGGAACUUAUUGAUCGUAUUGAGAGAGUCACUGGGAAAAAAGCACAUCACUUUUUACGAAGGGGGAUAUUUUUUUCACACAGAGACAUGCAUCAUAUCCUCGAUGCAUACGAAAACAAGAAGCCAUUUUACAUCUAUACUGGAAGAGGCCCGUCCUCGGAUUCAAUGCAUGUUGGCCACCUCAUCCCCUUUAUCUUUACAAAGUGGUUACAAGAAGUGUUUAAUGUCCCCCUGGUGGUCCAAUUGACAGAUGACGAGAAGUAUCUGUGGAAAGAUCUGACCAUUGAGAAAGCUUACCAGUACUCCAUAGAAAAUGCCAAAGACAUCAUCGCUUUAGGCUUUGAUGUAACUAAAACUCUCAUAUUCUCAGACCUUGAAUAUAUGGGGAUGAGUCCCGGUUUCUAUAAAAAUGUGGUGCAGGUCCAGAAGCAUGUAACAUUCAACCAAGUGAAAGGAAUAUUCGGUUUCACAGACAGCGACUGUAUAGGAAAAAUCAGCUUUCCUGCAAUCCAGGCCGCACCGUCAUUCAGCAGUUCGUUCCCAGAAAUUUUCAACGGCAGAAAAGAUAUUCAGUGUCUCAUUCCAUGUGCAAUUGACCAGGAUCCAUACUUCCGAAUGACAAGGGACGUGGCCCCCAGAAUCAGUUACCCAAAACCAGCGCUGAUGCAUUCGACAUUUUUCCCAGCUCUGCAAGGGGCGCAAACCAAAAUGAGUGCCAGCGACGCCAACUCCUCUAUAUUCCUGACCGACACACCCAAACAAAUAAAGACAAAGGUCAACAAGCAUGCAUUCUCUGGAGGUAAAGAUACGAUUGAAGAACACAGAAAAUAUGGAGGAAACUGCGAGGUCGAUGUCUGUUAUAUGUAUUUAACUUUCUUCCUUGAAGACGAUGAGAAACUUGAGCAAGUGAGACAGGAUUACACGAGCGGAGCAAUGCUCACAGGAGAGCUUAAGAAACUAUUAAUAGAUACACUGCAGCCGCUGAUAGCAGCACAUCAGGAGAGACGAAAACAAGUCACCGCUGAGAUAGUGAAGCAGUUCAUGACCCCACGGAAACUGGCAUUUGAUUUCUAACUGCUUGUAAAGAACUGGAUCCAGUUAACUGUACAUUCUUAUUUAUCUCUCAGAAGCCCAUUCUUGUCCUGUACAGUUCAAAGCAUGUCAGCAAGUCAUGUCAAUAGGCCGCACCUUGUACCUCACUCCAAAAAGGUGCAUUCCAUAUUAGUGCAAUAAAACCAUUUCCAAUAAAUAAA